Messenger RNA from Sus scrofa (pig), 877 nucleotides. It is a transcript of the gene GSTO1, whose product is annotated as glutathione S-transferase omega 1. The record is from RefSeq and is marked provisional. Gene Ontology annotation, biological process: glutathione metabolic process; L-ascorbic acid metabolic process. Gene Ontology annotation, molecular function: glutathione dehydrogenase (ascorbate) activity; glutathione transferase activity. Lineage: Eukaryota; Metazoa; Chordata; Mammalia; Artiodactyla; Suidae. Gene Ontology annotation, cellular component: cytoplasm.
GGAGAGAGUGGCGACCGACUUCCUGAAUCGCUGGGCAACUCAGGAAGAGAGCUCAACCCCUGCUGCGCCAAGAUGUCUGGAGGAUCAGCCAGAAGCCUGGGGAAGGGAAGUGCGCCCCCGGGGCCGGUCCCCGAGGGCCUGAUCCGUGUCUACAGCAUGAGAUUCUGUCCUUUCGCCCAGAGGACUCUCCUGGUCCUGAAUGCCAAGGGAAUCCGGCAUCAAGUCAUCAACAUCAACCUGAAAAAUAAGCCUGAGUGGUUCUUCCAGAAGAAUCCCUCAGGUCUGGUGCCAGUUCUGGAAAACAGUCAGGGUCAACUGAUCUAUGAAUCUGCCAUCACUUGUGAGUACCUGGAUGAAGCAUAUCCAGGGAAGAAGCUGUUGCCAGAUGACCCCUAUGAGAAAGCUUGCCAAAAGAUGGUCUUUGAGUUGUCUUCUAAGGUACCGCCUUUGCUAAUACGCUUUAUUAGAAGGGAAAAUGAGGCAGACUGCUCUGGCCUAAAAGAAGAAUUACGUAAAGAAUUCAGCAAGCUAGAGGAGGUUCUGACCAAAAAGAAGACAACAUACUUUGGUGGAAGUUCUCUUUCUAUGAUUGAUUACCUCAUCUGGCCCUGGUUUGAAAGGCUGGAAGCCCUGGAGUUAAAUGAGUGUAUAGACCACACUCCAAAACUUAAGCUCUGGAUGGCAGCCAUGAUGAAAGAUCCGGCGGUGUCAGCCCUCCACAUUGAACCGAGAGACCUUCGAGCUUUCAAUGACCUCUACUUGCAGAACAGCCCAGAGGCCUGUGACUAUGGGCUCUGAUGGGGACAGGAGUCAGCAACUAUGAUGUACCUGAUAUUUUCCUUCCCUAAAUAUGAAUAAUAAACAUGUGAAAUAAAAA